Leptinotarsa decemlineata (Colorado potato beetle) is the source of this 1911-nucleotide messenger RNA. Its product is annotated as interleukin-1 receptor accessory protein-like 1. Lineage: Eukaryota; Metazoa; Arthropoda; Insecta; Coleoptera; Chrysomelidae. The record is from RefSeq and is a predicted model, not a curated record. Gene Ontology annotation, biological process: signal transduction.
UUUUUGUUCUUCAACAUGUGGCGAUACACCGUUACAUUAUUCGACUACUGUUUUAACGGUUGUUUUUUUUUCAGGUUGAAAGACGACAAGUUGUAUCCAUGGGCUCUGGAAAUAUCUUCUCUCAUUCUGGUUCCGGAGAGCGCCAAUCAAACGAUCUACACUCAGUCUCUUUCGGAAAAGGAUGCCGGCAAUUAUACGUGUGUUCUCAAAAACGAUACCGUCAUCCAUAGCCACACUAUCCACCUGAGAGUGUUCGAAAAAGUACCCGAUGAUCCGAAAAUAACCUACAUUUCAAGAGAUACCAUCACGGCUGUGGGACAAAGUUUGAGACUAUUUUGCGAGGCAUUUGCUGGUGAAGUGGAUCUUCCAGACGCCCACAGCGAGGCAUACUGGAAAAAAAUCAGUGCCAAUAACUCGAUUUAUGAUGUGCCAUCUUACGCUCAACAGUUGAAAAUAGACAGGGAAGAUGGGCAAACGUUUGGGACUUACCUGAUGAUUGACGAAUUGAGCAAGGAAGAUUUCGGAACGUAUGUGUGCACCAUCAGUAAACCUGGAAAUACGAUAGAGAGAUUCGUUUCUGUCAUAGAAAAAGUGGACGAAGUGGAGUACUUGAACCCUAAUCCCGUUCCUGUCGUCAAAAUGAUCCUGAUCAUGUCAGCCGUGCUGUUUUCCGGUUUGGCUUUGAUAGUCCUAUACCUCAAUUUCGGCCUGAAGGUACAGGUCAGGAUGAAGGAUGCCUUCAGUCCUCUCGAAGAGAACGAUGGAAAGGAGAGAGACGCCAUGAUUGUUUUCGCCCCGCAAGAUUCCGACGUCGCUCUGGGGGUGCUUCUCCCCACCCUGCAAGACCGGUUCAAUUACAAGUGCGUUUCGAAGGAGUUGACCACCAGCGUCAGUAUGUGGUAUACACAAUUGAAAGAAGAAGCCCAAAAGUGUCGACGCAUCAUCGCCGUGCUAUCACCAACUCUGCUCAAGGAAAACUGGGAAUGCAGCCAAAUCCUUGAAGCUCUCAGACAGUUGCGAUCCCUGGGUCCACAGCUGAUCUGCGUCUCUCUGAAGGAACUGCCAAAGAACGAGAAUGAAGUAAAAAAUGCGCAAGGUGAAACACUGGCGGCUCUCUCACGGUCUUUGGGUGUCAUCUUGUGGGAACGGAAACAGGACCAGCGCUUCUGGUACUCGCUACGACUGAGAUUGCCUCCGAAGAGAAACGAAGCUUUAAGUGAGCACCAGACGAGCUCUGACUGCCUGGACAAUUUGGUGUGAUUCCAUCACUGUUCACCACAAAUGAACAGUUUGUUCAAUUGUAAAUAUUUAUUAAUUCUUGUUCAAUAUUGUUUUAUUUUUUAUAUUGAAGUAAUCGAUUGUUAAAUAGGAAAUGACUUAUUUGUCGUGAUAAUGUGUUUCUUUAACGAUAUGGAUGUGACCUUAGCGAAAAUUCUUUCAAGUGUAUUUCUUGCAAACAGUUUAUGGGUGACACGGUUUUCAUGAAAACUUGAGGGAUUGGAAAGUAUUAUUUGACGAGGUUACAAAAAGAAAGUGAGCAAUCGAAUGUGAUACAAUUUUUUAAUGAUUUGUAAUUUCGUUUCGGUUCGACAAUCAUCACGUCUGUAUUUUGACUGAUUGUGGACUUAUUUUGAAAAGGCAUUAGAUGCCUCUAGAGAAUGAUAUAUGUGAGUUAAAUAAUAUCUGAGAUUUUGUAUUUUUUUGUACUGAUUAUUUUCCCUUCGGUAUUGCAAAUGUUUUUGCAGUCUAGAAUAAGAAUCGACAACUAUUUAUUGAUAUAAUUUUAUUUAAAAUUGUCUAAAAGUGAAAUUGUGAUUUUUCUUAUCUUUAUUACUAUAUUAUGGUGUAAUUGAAACUUUUUCUACAGAAAAAUAUAAAACUGAUUUACAAAAAUAUCUUUUGUUGAAAUGA